This is a messenger RNA of Columba livia (rock pigeon), 1197 nucleotides long. RefSeq names its product DnaJ heat shock protein family (Hsp40) member C30 (gene DNAJC30). The record is from RefSeq and is a predicted model, not a curated record. The transcript is spliced from 2 exons. The coding region runs from base 1 to 621 and encodes 206 amino acids. Lineage: Eukaryota; Metazoa; Chordata; Aves; Columbiformes; Columbidae.
AUGGAGCCGGCAGCGCUCGGCUGCCUCCGGCGCCUCCUGCCCGCCCGCUGCGCCCCGCGGCCCGGCCGCGUCCUGGCGUCGUCCCGCAGCGGGCAAGCGGGUGGCGGCGGCGGAACAAACCUGUACGAGGUGCUGGGGGUGGCGGCCACGGCGACGGCGGCGCAGAUCAAGACCGCGUACUACGAGCAGUCGUUCCGUUACCACCCCGACCGCAACGCCGGCAGCGCCGCCGCCGCCGCCCGCUUCGCCGCCGUUAGCGAGGCCUACCGGGUGCUGGGCAGCGCCGCCCUGCGCCGCAAGUACGACCGCGGCCUCCUCAGCCCCGAGGACCUGCGCGGCGCCCCCCAGCCCUCGGGCCGCCCGCCCGCCCCCGCCCCGCCGCCCCCCCGGGCCCCCGCCGCCCGCCGCGGCUCCGUCCCGCCGCCCUUCGACUUCGACGCCUUCUACCGGGCGCACUACGGGGAGCAGCUGGAGCGGGAGCAGCUGCUGCGGAUGAGGAGGGAGCAGCUGCGGCUCCGCCGGGAGGAGGCCGCGGCCCAGGGGCGCUUCAGGCUCCUCUCUGAACUCUCCGUGGGGCUCUUCUUCGUCCUGAGCUUCGCCAUCAUCUACGGCCUCAAGUGACAGCAGGGCCACGGCGGAGCUGGGCAGCCACCGGGGCACCCACCCAGCUCCACUGCUGCAGUGGGAGGGAGUGUCACCAGUGGGCAUGGCAGCUGGCUGGGGGUGUCCCCUGUACCUACACAGUUGGCAGGUGAUCUGUUGGUGUCUGCUCCUCAGGCCGUGACGUUUUCCCCCCGCCGGUGUGACCUUCAGACACGACUGUGUGUGACCGCUGGAUACCACGGGUGGGCUCUGCUCCGCAGGCUGUGAUGUGCCCCGCCGCCCGUGUGACCUUGCUGAUGUGACAUAGGGGCUCAACAAACUGCGAUGUGCCCUCUGUGCCAAUACGGCCUGCAGACGCAGUGCCUGACAGGUAAAUGCGGUUCAUGGACUCUGCUUUGUGGACUGUGACCUGUCCCCUCCAGCUGUUUGACCUUGGCGGUACUCACGUGCCUCUUCUGAGCCUCAGCAGAGAUUAAAUGUCUGUCAGUGGCGGUUGUGUGCUGUGUGGGUUCAUGGAGGGUGCUCUCACUGCUGCUGAGUUGUGGCUCUCUGUCGUUUUCUGAUAAUCAAAGACCUGUCACCUCUGCGCUGUCA